This is a messenger RNA of Musca vetustissima, 288 nucleotides long. Its product is annotated as protein PDF-like. The transcript has 2 exons. Gene Ontology annotation, biological process: response to light stimulus. NCBI's taxonomy places the organism in Eukaryota, Metazoa, Arthropoda, Insecta, Diptera, Muscidae. Gene Ontology annotation, cellular component: extracellular region. The record is from RefSeq and is a predicted model, not a curated record. Bases 1 to 288 code for a protein of 95 amino acids. Gene Ontology annotation, molecular function: hormone activity.
AUGGCUAAUAUAAAGUGCUUCACUUGUUUACUAAUGUGCCUUGCAGUGUUCCUGUGGAAAUUCUCUGCUGCUUUGCCUGCUCAAGAAAAUGGCCGCUAUUUUGAAAAACAGUUAAAUCGGGAAUUGUUUAACAAUUGGCUAACGUCGGCACGCAGUAUUCAAGCCCUGAAUAAUCCCUGUAGUUAUUAUCCAGACAAAACCUGGUCUGCUCCCAUGCCGAAAAGGAACUCUGAAUUAAUAAAUUCACUUCUAAGUCUGCCCAAGAGUAUGAAAUAUGCUGGAAAGUGA